Paramuricea clavata is the source of this 4281-nucleotide messenger RNA. The record is from the annotation of a GenBank genome assembly. Lineage: Eukaryota; Metazoa; Cnidaria; Anthozoa; Malacalcyonacea; Plexauridae.
CACUAACCCACCUUUGAACAAUCGGCCCCUGCUGUGUUUCAAGACCACUAUAUAUACACAUACGCCAAAAACCGAUGGUUAAUUUUUUCUAAAAUUAUCAUGCCAUCCAAACGUGCACGGUUGACAUCAAUUCAGUUAAACAUUGAACUGUGAUAUUGUAGUGUGUUAUCUGAAGAUAAAGAACGGAUGUUUAAAAGAUUUUUCAUUUAUAUAUCAAUAUUGCCAUGGCACCCCGUCGACGAACACCCACUUCAACUGAAAGACAACUUUCUAGAUAAUUGAAGAAAAUAUUCCUCUGUGACCGUGAUCAGGUUUUUCAAGAUGAAGAACUAAUAAAAGAUGAUGGAUUGGAAAAAUUUAUACUGUAAUGUUGUGUGGGUUUUGUUUUUCACUGGCUUCACAGAAACAUCGUAUUCUUUUCAGCAGGAAGGUAUGGAAUUAUACAGAAAUUAUCUUCAGUUCAUCUGUUGUUAGUGUGGGCAAAUAUUAGACAGAAUCGUCGUUAUAAAUGAUCUGUCUAGAAGUGGUUUAAAGUACAGAAUGAUUCAUCGAAAUCACUCAGUUUAACAAACGUGGCAGGCUAAACAAAUUUAUAAAAACACUUAAUUAUAUUUAUAAAAACACUUAAUUAUAAUGUAAUUAUAUAGACAUGCUCGUUAAAGGACAGAAAUGUGUUAGAAAUGUAUAUGGGCCAGAAUAUUUGUGUAUCAUAAAACUGUUCAUAUAUUGUAUAAGUUGAAAUCAUUCAUAAGUUCUUCAUAACAUGAGAUCAUUUUAUUAAAGAUGGCACAAGUUCAAGAACGCGUGUAUAAGAGUGGAUACUAUAUAGAUCGCAAUUACAGAGAUCCCGUUGCGUGGGGACUUGAAUGAAAUGUGUAACAAACGGGAACCCCGAAACAUAUCACUUUUAGUCCUCUUCCGGUUAACAGAUCUCGAUGUGCUUAACACAUGAAGUAGCCUUGUAAAUACGCACGAUUUUCUCACCAGGGGUGCAAAAUACCUAUAUACUGAAAUAAGUACCAAAUGUCAAUGCAUUUAUAGUCGUAUCCGUUAGAUACAUGCACAUGACUGCCCCAUGCAGAAUCAUACAUCUUAAUUCACAGGAUUAUAAGCACCAUUUGGCUUAAUAAUUUAUAAUAAUUUUAUAAUAUUAGUAAGUUAAUUUUUUAUUUGGUGGCGGUUGUCCCUCAAAGCAUAGCCUAUCGAAGGGAAGAUGACUGUGAAACUCAUUCGAAUAACAAUAUAACUCAUCUAUGUUAGUCAAUGUUUAGUCAUAAAUCUGGUCCUUUCACCGUCACGUGUGUAUUGUAUUUUUGCCCAACUAACCAAUAGCAAUGUUUUAGAAAAGUUACCUAUCCGUGACUCGAACAAUAGGGUAAACUGGAAAUUGCUAUUGGUGGAUUUGGCAACAAUACAUUACACACGUGACGGUGAAGGACCAGAUUUAUGAAUAAACAUUGGCCAACAUAUAUAAUGAGUUAUAUUGUUAUUUGAAUGAGUUUCACAGCCAUCUUCCCUUCGAUGGGCUGUGCUCAAAGUGAAAACCAUUAAUGUACUGCCUCUGCACAAUUAUUGUAACUUAGAAGUAGAUUAAUAUAUCAAUUGGUUCUGGGUUUUUUUGCAGAUUUGUUACAGCUAUCAACGUUCGCCGAAAGUGACCAGCCUCGAAGCCCAAAAUGCAAUGUGAGGAAAGAAUUCACGUUCAUGUCAAUCGCAGAGCGCAUGCGUUUUAUACAAACGUAUAAAACAAUUACCACCAAGGAACCCUAUAAAUCUCGCUAUGAAGCACUGAUCCUUGAUCAUCCCAAGUUAGCCAUUCAUAUCCACACAAAAAAGCAAUUCUUUCCUUGGCAUCGCUUGAUGUUACGAAAUGUUGAGAAGCUUUUGCAGGAGGUAUAUAUCUGCCUAUUUAUCUCUUUGUCUUACAACGCAGCUUCUGACAUUGAGCGAUGUUAUCUAUAAAAGCUGUCGCAUUGCCGAAUUGUGAGCAUGGCCCACGGUUCGUUUUACCGACAUUUUUCAUCCCAUUUCUUUAGUAUUUCAUCCGUAAUUUUUAUGUAUAAACAAAGGUCAGCAGAGUAGAAUCUACACACGUAAAAAUCUCACAACUUGUCAAAAAGAUGUGUUUGCAAAAGGCUUGUAGCAAGCUUGUCAACAAGUUCGGUAACAAUGCUGUUAUUUUAUCAAGUUGCUGCAAGGUUGUUACGCACAACUUGUUAACUUUAACAAGUUGUGGAAUUGCAGGACGAUAACGAGUUGUUGGAACAACUUGUAACAAGUCUGUUGAACUCAACAACCUUGUAACAAGUUGUCAACAGGUCGUUGACAACUUGUCAACAAGCUGGGAACAAGCAGUGCGAACACAUCCUGUUGACAAGUUGUUGUAGCAGCAUUCGGCUACGAGUCUGCUGCAGGUUCGUUACAACUUGUGCGUUUUUACGCGUGUAGGCCAUGCUGACAAUUUCCUUGAGACUACUUUUUAGAUAACAUGGGUCUGUAUCCGAAAUUGCAGCAAAAUUUCCUCGUGUAACAUGGCCUUUAUAUUUUAAGGUUGACCGAAGUGUGACCCUCCCAUACUGGGACUGGAGUUUAUCGCAUCUUUCGCCUUGGAGGACAUCGACGCUCGAUAUAUGGAGUGCGCAACCCUGGGGCCUGGGAGGGAAUGGUGAUGACGUCACUGGGUGCGUGACCAAUGGUCCGUUUGCACGUGACCAGUGGGGAAUCGUGACGGGAAAUGGUGGACGGACGUGCCUGGAGAGAAAAUUUAAUGGUAAGGAAAUACCGUUACGUGUAAAGGCUUGUUUCCACUCAGGAAAAUUAUCCGUGGAUUGAAACGGACAAGAAAGUUUUUCUUUGUCUUGUGAGCUCUGGGUUGGAACUAAUGACUUCAACACAAAGAAAAAUUUUCUUGUCCGUUCCAAUCAACGGAUAAUUUUCCUGAGUGGAAACUAGCCUUUAGGAUGAACACCCGCAGAUAUGAACACGUGGAAAGAGUCAGGGUUCACGUGUUCUUCACUAACAAAAUUACUUAAAACUGGAACUAAUAUCUCACAAAAUAUCUUACUGACUGCUAGCAGUAGACAAAUUUGGCUGUUUACAUCGUUGCUACGCAAUUCACAACUUUAGAUAUAACUCACAUGCCUAGUUACUAUUGUUUUGGUUCACAGAAGCAUAGAAUAGAACAAAGGCAACUAAGCUUUAGAAUUAUGUGUAAGAGUUAUUCACUCGUGUAGAUAAUUCUAAAGCUUGGUUACCUUUGUUCUAUUCUAUGCCUCUGUAAACUAGAGCAAUAGUAACUAAGCAUAUGAAUUAUCUAAAUUUGUGAAUUAGGUAUAAACAAACGUCUCAAAAAACUGCUUCCCUAUAAUUUGCAACCACUGCUAUUUAGCAUUUCAAUGCCUGUGCAACUUUAUUUUUUUCUCUAGGGAUUUAAAAAUACGUUCUAAUUAUCCACGUUAUACUGUACAUCCCCAAGCAUGAAAUUCCUUUCUUUCUGAAUCAUACACCCUGUAUUGUCCUAAUUUCAACUCACAACUGAUAUCUCAGAUUCUUUUACUUCUCUUCUUACUUUGCACCUACUUUUCAUUUUAGGGGUCCUUCCCGGCAUCAUGACCAUCCAUCGUGCAUUGCGGUACGAGCCCACGAACUUCACGCAGUUCGAAGACUACAUUCGUAACUUCAUUCAUGACGUCAUACACUGGAGGAUAGGCGGGACAAUGGGGGAUAAAUACGGCAGCAGAUCCCCUGAGUUCAUGCUACAUCAUGCAUUUUUGGAUAAAAUUUGGUCCGAUUUUCAGAACCAAAGUCCCGAGCAUAAAUGGGCGUUUUUUAAGAAUGCAGAUUACAAAAUUUAUAAAACUACUAUUUUAGCAAGAAAUCUUGUAGAUAAUAACAAUAUUUUAGGUACUAAAAUUUGUUAUAAGGAUCCUUUUGAAAGUUAUAAGAAUACGCAUAAAGCAUUGAGGCAGUACGACUUGAAUACUGUUAGAAAAUUGAUGACAAAGGAAGCGUUUAGCGCGCCAUUUUUUGAAAGUUAUUUUGAUCAUUAGCAGAGGAGUUUUUAAUCAGAAUCGUUAUUUUAUAAAUAGUUCAAUAAUGAAGAAAAAUAUUAAUUUAAUAUUAUUUUAAUUGUGUGGAACUUUUUUUACUUUGAAAUUUGCUGUGUUGGUGUAAUGUAUUCAGGUGAAUAAGAUGCUUGUGUGAUGUUACUCUGAGUGUAUAUCCACACCGGGCAGGCCUGAAAAAAUAUGCCUGGCCACGGUGGGAUUCGAACCUACGACC